Messenger RNA from Lecanosticta acicola, 1744 nucleotides. The record is from the annotation of a GenBank genome assembly. Lineage: Eukaryota; Fungi; Ascomycota; Dothideomycetes; Mycosphaerellales; Mycosphaerellaceae.
AUGGCCGCAGGCGCAGACUUCAUCUCCUCCUGGAUGAAAUCCCAAAAACCCCUCGGCCCCUCCAUGAAGUCCGCCCCAACCUUCACCCGCAACCUAGAAGAAUCCCUCGACGUGAAGCGCGCCUCCCACGCCAUGUUCCCGCCGCUGAUCGCGGCCUGGAAAUCCGGCGCAUCCAUCGACUUCUGCUCCAACGACCUGCUCUCGCUGGGCCGGACGGGCGCGAUCCGCGAGGCCUUCCUGGCGGAGCUGGCGGCGCACCCGGACUUUCAGAUGUACGCCGGGGGCACGCGGAUUAUGGAUGGGAAUUAUGCGUACUUGGAGCAGACGGAGCGGGAAGUUGCGGAAUUCCAUGGCGCGGAGGCGGCGCUGAUGGUGAAUUCGGGGUUCGAGGCGAAUAUGGCGAUUUAUACGGCGCUGCCGAGGCCGGGGGAUGUGGUUGUCUAUGAUGAGUUGGUGCAUGCGAGUACGCAUGAUGGUGAGUUCCAGUUGGGCUUCCAGCGGCCAGUGUUGGGGUGCGUUCGCUGAUUGAUGGUCUUUGUGUAACGGAUAGGCAUGGCGCACUCGCUUGCCGCUACGAAAUUGCAGUUCCGGCACAACGAUCUCGAUGCUUUUCGCGAUGUGAUGACUUCUGCGCACGACUCUUAUCCCAUGGUCCGGGAUGGGUCGAGGUGUGUUCUGGUCUCGGUGGAGUCGGUGUACAGCAUGGGUAAGCUCGAUAGAAUUCAUCCCACCUACCUCAAAAGCUUUCUGCUGAUCACACUUUUCGACAACAGAUGGCGAUGUCUGCCCCCUGAAAGAGCUCGUGGAGGUCGCGAAAGAGAUCUUCCCCAAGGGAAAUGCCGUCUUCAUCGUCGACGAGGCCCACGCUGUACGUCUAUUCCCGACCAUUUGGAGUGUUUGAACGUACUGACGAUAGAUCGUGAUAGACUGGGAUUCUCGGUCCAAACGGCGUAGGUCUCGUCAGCGCCCUGGGCCUGGAGAAGGAGAUUGCCGUGCGUCUGCAUACUUGUGGUAAAGCCUUGGGAUCUUCCGGAGGUCAGGAAAUCCGCACACAAUAGUCGGAAUUGUUAUCCAUACUGACCGUAAUCUCUCUACCAGCCUUCAUCCUCGGCAGCGACACCGUCCGUCGGACUCUCAUCAACUUCGCCCGCUGUGUCAUCUACACCACCGCGCCCUCGUUCCCCGCAGCAGCAGCGGUUCGCUCAGCCUACAGACUCCUCCGGACAGGAGCUACUCAGGAGGUAAGCAACAUCCCCCAAAAACACAAAGAAGCCAGAGAGAGAGAGAGAGAGAGAAGACUCACCAUCCCACUCCCAACCCACAGCCUCAAAGCCGAAUCCAACACCUAGUAAAACACUUCUUCGCCACAAUAACCGCCCACCCCAUCUGGACACGAGCAACCGACACGGGAAUCCUCUCCAUCCCCGUGGCGGAAGACUGGGAGACCACCGACUGGCACGCGCACAUCGUCCCCCUGUGGACCCGCCAGCGCUACAACUGGUUCCUCGUCUUCCACCUCCAGCUGGCCGGCAUCUCCGCCCUGCCGGUCGAUUACCCCACCGUCCCCAAGGGCCAGGGGAGGAUCCGGCUGAUGUUCCAUGCUGCUAAUACGGAAAGGGAAGUCGAGCAUUUGGCCAAUACGGUGGGCGAUUGGGCGAGGGAGAUGAUUGAGAUUGAGGAUGGGGUUAAGGAGAAUAAGGUUCCGGUUGCGGCGCAGCAGGCUUAUGCUCUGAUGGCUCGGUAG